ACGUGCCAAUGAAACAUGGAUGGUAAAUAAAUAGAUCUAAAUUCGAAAUGAUGAACGACAUUGCAUUAGAUACGUGGACCAAGAAUGGAGAAACAACAGGUCUACUUCUUCGUAGAAACGUUAAAGACACAAAACCGCUUCAUAACUAUAAAAGUCAAUUUUUGGUUAUUUUCGUAAUAUUUUCGGUUCUGAUUAUCACAUUCAUGGUAUCAGUUAUCAAUUUUUGGUCAGACGAUGACCAGUAUAUCCAGUCACUGGACACAAUUAUCAAAAGUAAAGAUCACUUCACUAUGAAAAACAACKAUUAUUUCGACCUAUGUGCGCCGAUUGUUUCGUGUGAUUAUAAUGACAAAUACAGAACUAGCAAUGGAACGUGUAACAAUCCAAACAAUCCAAUUUGGGGUUCAUCAAACACCCCAUUCAUCAGACUUGUCGACGCACACUACAGCGAUGGGGUCUCUAAAUUACGCACAUCAUUCGAUGGUAAACCAUUGCCGAGUGCAAGAGAAAUUCAAGUGAAGCUGUUUUUAAAUAAACAAAUAAGAAUUCCAGACAAGCAUAACCAACUACUAAUGCAAUGGGGACAAUUCGUGGCUCACGAUGUUUCUAAUUUAGCGAUUGAUACAAAUGGAGAAGAUUGUUGUGAUGYAUUUAAAAAUAAAGCGUGGGUUUCAAGAGAAUGCGAAGCUUCUAUCAAAAUACCAAUAGACGAUCCCGUAUACUCAAAAUACAACUCAACGUGCAUGAAAUUUAAUCGGGCGAUUACAUCAAACAACUAUAACUGUCCCUUACAACCAUUGACGUUUAUAAACGAUGCUUCACAUUUUAUUGAUGGAUCUCAAAUUUAUGGUUCUAAUGAUUACGUUGUAUCAACACUGAGAUCAUUUACUGGAGGGACGUUAAUUUCUGUUCUUGAGAAUAGCCAGGAGUUCUGUCCACAUUCGUCUUUUGAAACUUCAGAUAYUAACAAAUAUUUUUACAAAUCUGGAGACUUACGUGCAAACUUGAACCUUGGAAUAGCACUAUUUCACAAUAUGUUUUUAAGAUUCCACAAUUUCGUAGCGUUUAAACUAAAAACUGGAAAUGCUUUGUGGUCUGAUGAAAAGUUAUAYCAAGAAUCUCGCAGAUUUGUUGGUGCAAUUAUCCAACAUAUUACAUACACACAGUUUUUACCAAUAAUUUUAGGCAAAAAUUAUACGAAGGACAAAAUACUUGACAGUAACAAUAAAUAUGAUCCUACUGUUGACGCGUCAACUUCCCAAGAGUUUUCAACUGGUGCAUUUCGUGUACUCCACAAUAUUGUACCAGCUCAACAUAGAUUUAUUGAUUCAAAUUCCACAACUGUCCAAAUAGUCAAUGUUACAGACUGGAUGAACUGCCCGUAUCUCUUACAACAAGGCUCAAAUUAUGACCACUUACUUCGAGGUUUAUUAAGUACGGAAGGACGUAUGAGUCAACCAUCAUACAAUCCUUUGAUUUCUAACUUAAUGUUUCAUUCAAACAAUUCGGUUGGCGUGGAUCUCCUAUCGUACGAUAUCCAAAGAGGACGUGAUACCGGUCUCCCCCCCUACAAUAAAAUGAGAGAAUUAUGUGGAUUGCCUGUUGCUAAGUCAUUUAGUGAUUUGAUUGAUAUUAUACCAAUAGAUGACAUAUAUCAUUUGGAGACACUUUACUCCUCUGUGGAUGACAUAGACUUUAUUGUAGGRGCUUUGUUGGAGACGCCAGAGAAUGAUGCUUUAGUUGGAAAUACCUCGCGAUGUAUUAUUGGUGAUUUUUUCUAUAGGUCACGAGUUGGUGAUCGAUUUUUCUACGAUAACAAAGGGCAAUCUGGUCAAUUUUCUAAAUAUCAACUUGAAGUACUUAAAUCUAUUAAUUUGGAUCACAUUAUAUGCGCUACUUCGUCCGUUGAUAACUUACAAAAAAAUAUUUUCAUUAAAGUUGACAAUGGAUGGUAUUCUUCAAUGAAGUGGAGUUGCAAUGAAAAAUACAUGAUAGAUUUUAAACCCUGGGAAGAAGAACUGUAUGAUUAAAGUUUCGCUGAAAUCAAUCAUAAUUUCUUCAUGUAAUUUGUGUCUCUUUCGUAUCUUCUAACUCGUAUCUAAACGAAUUCAUAAUUUUAUAUUAUAGUCUUAAUUUAUUUCCUGUAGUUUUCAUAUAGGUAUUACU
This is a messenger RNA of Diuraphis noxia (Russian wheat aphid), 2166 nucleotides long. Its product is annotated as peroxidase-like. Gene Ontology annotation, molecular function: heme binding; peroxidase activity. Lineage: Eukaryota; Metazoa; Arthropoda; Insecta; Hemiptera; Aphididae. Gene Ontology annotation, biological process: response to oxidative stress. The record is from RefSeq and is a predicted model, not a curated record.